AUGCCCAUGCAGGGCAGUUCGGAGCCUGCCAGUCCCGCCUGGGGCUGGGCAGGGGAAGAGGAAGACGACUGGGACAGCCCUGCCUUGAGCCUGCUGGCACUUGCUGUGGUCGCUGCCACUGCUCUGGCCUUGCACUGGUUUGGCUCUGGGCAGCACCAGGAAGCAGAGGGACAAGCAGCAGCCACAGACUCCGGGGCUCAAACUGCUCAGACUGGAGGAACUGGGCCAGCCCUGUCUCCAAAGGCCAGUGGCGGUAUUGGAGGAUGUGGCCCAGGGCAGGGAAAAGCAGCUCUUCCGGGAGCAGGCAAGGAGAGUGUGGCUGCCACAGGAGUUCAGGAGCAGAAGACCCCCCCAGGUGGGGGGCUGGCUGCCUUGGCGGCACCUUCGCUCCAGACAACUGGUCAAGUGGCUGGCGGAAAGCAGCAGGGCAACAACGCUGCAGAGGACCCUCAAGGGAGAGGAAAGGAACCUCUGGGGUCAGGCUCCGUGCUGGAGAGGAGCAAAGUAGGGGGGACUUCUGCCCCCCUCCUGAUAUACUUCACCCCUCGGAGUUCUGGCGAAGACAGGGAGCUGCAGGAGAAGACAGGAGGUGUCCAAGCCAAGGCAGCAGGCCACCAGCUCCCGGGCCACACCACAGCAGAGGACAGCAGACCCUGGAAAAGGGCUCUGGGGCCACCUCCUGCCACAGCCCCCACCCCUGUCCCUGCUCCCGUUCCCUCCAGCCCAGCCCCCAUGCCCGUCCUUGCUCCCACUCCCGCCCCCGCGGCAGCCCCCACCCCUGUCCCUGCUCCCGAGCCGUCGGGGCGCGGGGCCGCGCCCCAGGAGCAGGAGGGGCGGCUCUCCACGAGCUGGGGGACCCUGAUUUCGAUGGUUCUCAGGAACCACCCCUUCCCCAAGGCGGAGAGCCUCCCGGGGAGAGCCCCCGGCCCCUCCACGCCCUCUGGGGCCCCGGGUGGGGCCGCGCCCAGUCUCCCGGAGGGGCUCUGCUCCGAGGCUCCGAGUGGGCCGCAGAGCCAGGGGCCCCCCGCAGCCCCGCGGCCUCGCCCGCGCCCGCGGAGACGCAGCCCGGGCGCCGCGCCGCAGCGGGAGGCGCGCAAAGCCGCGGCGUUGCCGCAGAGCGCCGGGAGCGGGGGGCCGGCGGACCCCAGGCCCAGCGCCGCGGCUCGCGAGCCCGCGUCGACAGCUGCUCUGCCGCGGCCCCUGGACCUCGGCGGCUGCCUCGAGGCGCUGGCCGUCGCGCAGCAGCGCGGGGAGCCCGGCCUGGCGCAGGACACCUACGCCCUCAUGAGCGACAACCUUCUGCACGUGCUGGCCGAGCCCGGCCUCUACCGGCAGCUGAGCGGGGCCGAGCGCGAGCGCAUCCUGAGCCUGCGGACCCGCCGCGGCCAGGCCGUGCUGGGGGUGCUGGUGCUGCCCAGCCUCUACCAGGUGAGCCGCGGGGGUCUCCCCCGGAGAGCACCCAGGGAGGAGGCCCCAGCGGCAGAGCCUGCCCACCUGCCUGCCCGCUCCCACCUGCACGUGUUCAACCCCCAAGAGAACACCUGGAGGCCCCUGACCCAGGUGCCCGAGGAGGCCCCGCUCAGGGGCUGUGGUCUCUGCACCAUGCACAACUACCUGUUCUUGGCGGGGGGCAUCCGAGGCUCCGGUGCGCAGGCAGUCUGCUCCAAGGAGGUCUUCUGCUACAACCCCCUGACUAACAUCUGGAGCCAAGUGCAGCCCAUGCAGCAGGCACGAGCGCAGCUCAAGCUGGUGGCCUUGGACGGGCUGCUCUACGCCAUCGGGGGCGAGUGCCUGUACAGCAUGGAGCGCUACGACCCACGCACGGAUGCCUGGACCUCACGAGCUCCCCUCCCUGCCGGCACCUUCCCUGUGGCACACGAGGCCGUGGCCUGCCGUGGGGACAUCUAUGUCACCGGGGGCCACCUGUUCUACCGCUUGCUCAGGUACAGCCCUGACAAGGACACGUGGGAUGAGUGCUCAUACAGUGCCAGCCACCGGCGUUCCAGUGACAUGGUGGCGCUGGGGGGCUUCCUGUACCGCUUUGAUCUGCUGAGGGGGGUGGGCGCUGCGGUGAUGCGCUACAACACAGUGACAGGCUCCUGGAGCCGCACAGCCUCCCUGCCCCUGCCUGACCCUGCUCCGCUCCGCUGUGCUGUUCUGGGCAACACCAUCUACUGCCUCAACCACCAGGUCACAGCCACCUUCACGGUGUCUGAGGGGACAGCCCAGUUCCAGGCCAAGGAGCUGCAGCCUUUUCCUCUGGGGGGCACAGGUGUCCUGUGUCCAUUCACCCUGACUCUGCCCUCGGCAGUACCCCUGCAGACUGCCCUCUGA
Messenger RNA from Sorex fumeus (smoky shrew), 2334 nucleotides. RefSeq names its product kelch domain containing 7B (gene KLHDC7B). The coding region runs from base 1 to 2334 and encodes 777 amino acids. Gene Ontology annotation, molecular function: protein binding. The transcript has 3 exons. NCBI's taxonomy places the organism in Eukaryota, Metazoa, Chordata, Mammalia, Eulipotyphla, Soricidae. The record is from RefSeq and is a predicted model, not a curated record.